Molecule: messenger RNA, 213 nt
Organism: Endocarpon pusillum Z07020
Lineage: Eukaryota; Fungi; Ascomycota; Eurotiomycetes; Verrucariales; Verrucariaceae
Exons: 1
Coding region: 1-213 (70 amino acids)
Source: RefSeq, a predicted model, not a curated record
AUGGCCACCGCCUUCAACAACGGCCUCGGCAUGGUCUUGGUCGUCUCCGAGGCGGCGGGCGGAGCGGUCAUGCGCGAGCUCGAGGCGGAAGGCGAGACCGUCUUCAGGGUGGGGAAGCUCGUCAGCAGGGCGGAGAGGGAGAGGGACAAGGAUACCACCGGCUGUGUGCUCCUGAAUCUGGAGUCUUGGGAUGCCAGCGCGGGCGAGCAAUGA